Molecule: messenger RNA, 1316 nt
Organism: Rhizophagus irregularis DAOM 181602=DAOM 197198
Lineage: Eukaryota; Fungi; Glomeromycota; Glomeromycetes; Glomerales; Glomeraceae
Biological process (GO): response to oxidative stress
Cellular component (GO): nucleus
Source: RefSeq, a predicted model, not a curated record
ACAACAAAAUGUAAUGUAUAAGCCGGUUUUUAAAGUUUCAUAAAAGAAAAAUAAAUCUUUUCCGAUGUCUAAUAACUUGCAUAAAUCAGAAUCAUUAUCUUCAAAUACUAAUUGCAAUAAUAACCUACCUAAUUAUAAUAACCCGCCUAAAUAUCGUAGAACUCAGUCUGAUUUUUACUCUACUCAACCAGGUUCCACGUCAAAUUCUCGAGUAAAAAGUGUUCGAAGAAGCACAACCGGAUCGUUUUACGAUAAAAGUUCCACUACUCUUUUUUGGGAUUUGGUUGGUAGGGAAAAUUAUACUACUUCACUGAACAAUUCUCCUGUUCUCUGUAAUAGCUCCACACCAACAGAGGAAGAUUAUUUUGGUAUUGCUACGUAUUUUGUAAAUAAAAUUGGUUCAUGGUCUUGGCGAUCCAAACUAUCUCCCCGAACUGUACCCACUAUGAUUCCCAAAAGCGGCGAUAACUCAAUUAAUUUAUUAACAACAAAAUUUAAAGGAUUGCGCUCUUCUCCUACAAGUAUUACUAGCAUGUUUUUAGGUAGUUUAGAUAAAAAUACACAGAAAAAUAGCACCCCUUCUGUACCACCACAAGAACCAGAACCAAAUAAAUCAUUGAUGACUCCUAUUGAACUUCAUGGUAGAAAAGCAGACACUGAACCGGUUUUAGAUACUGAUAUGGCUGAACAGAUACGUCAACGACUUCCAAGACGUGUACGAUUGGCUCCAAGUUGGAAUUUACUGUAUAGUCUCGAUCAGGAUGGCACAAGUAUGACUACAAUGUAUCAUAAAGUGAAAGAUAAAGGACCCUUAAUAUUGGUAAUCAAAGACAUGGAUGAGCAGGUUUUUGGUGCGUUUGUCAGCGAACCAUUAAAACAACGUCCUUCUUAUUAUGGAAGUGGAGAAUGUUUCUUGUGGAAAUAUGUAAAUGAGGGUGAGACAUUACCACCCAAAGUUAAAUUUUAUAUGUGGACUGGAAGGAAUGAAUAUAUGAUAUUAAGUGAACAUGAUUAUUUGGCGAUUGGUGGAGGCGAUGGAAGGGUUGGUUUGUGGAUGGAUUCAGAUCUUGAAAGAGGAUCUUCAGCAAGAUGUGACACUUUUGAUAAUGAAGUCUUGUCUUCAACUCCUGAAUUUAUUUGUAUGGGGUUUGAAGUAUGGGGUUUCAAUUGAAUUGGAUUUUCUACUUCUCCGUAUUAAUAUUUAUUAUAUAAAACAGUAAAUUAUUUAACAAAAGUACCAAUUGUAUUUUGUAGAUUAACUUUAUUAUAUUUGUAUAAAAUUUAUUAUUAAAAUUAUUUUUUAGCUUGUAAAUAAU